UUAAAACUAACUCCAGUCAGAGUGUCGAAACAUAACGCGGGUUGACUUUGCAGUGCAUAGUAUAGUUGUAUAUGGCGUUGAAAGAUAUUUUAAAUAUAAACAUAUCGGCCUAGCACCGGGUUAUAAGGUAUCGAUUUAACACAGAUAACUUGAAAAUAGUUGAGACAUACUCGGAUUGUUACGUUCGAAGUGUAAAUACAUUAUAGUUUAACCCAACGACAGACGUUUCGACUCGUUUAAAUAAAUAACGACGAUGUUUGGUUGUGAAAAUGCACCAUACGUUAAAUACUUGGAUUUAAUAUCAUUGAUUUUGAUUUUGAUCGGAUUAUGAUGUACCGAUAUGGCUGAUUCUCAAUUGAAUAGGAGUAAUGCGGCUAUGACCUCUGCACCUUUUUACCAUUAAAAUGUGAUCCGUUUAUAAGACAUCGAGCAUUUCACAGUAAUUAAUUGUCAAAUAAAAACAUCCGUAUUCUCCUGUUCAUCAACUGAACAUAAUAUGGCGGACAAAGUUAAGCGGACGCUGGAGUUUCGCAUGUCGAAGAAGGUGGCAGAGUUGACGCAAGUUGUCCACAUGCUGUUCACGAGAAAUCACGAAAAAGAAGUGGAAAUAGACGCACUGAAAGACUGCUACGAACACGAAAUAACGCUAGUAAUAGAUGACGCGCGAGAGCGAAUUCGAAAACUCGAAGAUAGGGUUACAGAGCUCGAUAGAAAAUUGGAACGCGAGAAGAACAAACAGAAAGAGGUUGUUAAGGAAGUUGUUGCGCAAGAGAGUUCGGAAAAGGAGGACGAGUGGAGACGACGACUCGUGGCAGCUGAGAAAGCUCUGAAUGAUGAGAAACUUGAGACGCAGCAUUUGAGAGAUUUGUUGAUAAAUGCUCAAAAAGAUAUUGAGAAGUUGAGACAAAAAAUCGAAGAACAUUUACAUUCUAAAGCUGACGAAAUUCAGUGGCGUGAAGUAGAAUUACCUAAUCUCAGGAAACAAAACGCGGACCUUGAACGGACGCUGAAACAAAAAACUUUGCAAGAAAACGAUGCAAUUAAACAGUUAGAGAAGCGAAAUGAAAAGCUGGAACAGGAAUGUGUUGAAAUGCAAAUGUUGUUAGACGAGACUUAUAGAGAGAAAGAGGCCUUGUUGGCGCGGGUGAAACAAUUGGACAGUGAAUUGAAAGCGUUGAAAAAGGAUUUUCAGAAAAAGGUGUCCGAUGUUGUUCAUCAUAAUAACAUUGUGAAGGUCCCUCGCAACACACCGGUUCAACAAACAUACAAUACGUACAACGACGAGCUGGAGCGCCUCAGAGCGGAAGUGCGGCGUUACCGACUGGAGCUACAGAACCGGGACGCCAACUUCAACCGAGUGUUCACGGAUCAGAACCCUCUCAUCGUGGACCCCCGGGCCGGCUUGAUCGGCGUGCACUCUAGUCAGGUUUUGAGUAGCCGGCCGACGAGCCACACCACGGUGUCCCCCCUGGCGGUGCAGGGCCGCGAGAGGUCCUUCUCCUACGACAUCGUCCAAGGAUUCGAGGAAACCAGGAGACCCAACUCACGAUCGUCGCUGUCUUCCGCGUCGUCGGCCAAGCUGCCAACCCUGUCGGCCGACCAGCGCGCACGCCUCACCAAACUUAUGAAGCCCCGCCCACUUCCGAAGGAAAUGCUCUAUUCCAAGUAGCCAUGGUUACGUAGUGUUGUAAACUGAUGGAAUCCCUCGUCGAAGUACUCAUGGCUUUAGACGUUUGUAGUGGGAAACUUCAUGAGUUAAGACGUGUUGACGAACAGAUUAAUUCCAAUUGUCCAACAAUUGUUAUUUGCUUAAUGACGUCCGUAUCUGAUCUGAUUUAAGUAUAUAUACAAGUUCAAAUUAAAUUAUUUGAACUCAUCGAAAAAGUGCAUAAACAAUAUUUUGUGUUGAUGUGAAAUAAACCGCACAUUUUGUAUCAACUAUUCUUCAGUGCAGCUAAGGCAUCAACAUGUUUCUGUAAAAAGAAUCGGUGUUUGCAUCAACCAGAUAUACUUCAGCUGUGACAUGACAACAGUCGUUGAAUAUUACAAGUCGGUUUUUAUAAGCAGUUAAUAUAAGAAAUUAGUCGCGUAAAACUUUCGGAAUGUGAAUUGAAACAGUCAUAAUACGGAACCAAAUGAUAGUUCAUUCAAUUAAUGUGUAGUGUUGACGUUAUUACAUUCAUGACAUAUUAUGUAUGUUCAUGUACUUGCUGAUUAGUGUUCAUGCCAUUGAGUUCUCAUGUACAAUCUCGGUACUGCUAUAGUGCUUUAGAAAGUAGAGUGUUGCUCCUUAUAUUAAAACGUGAAAAUCCUA
This is a messenger RNA of Dreissena polymorpha, 2314 nucleotides long. Its product is annotated as protein FAM184A-like. NCBI's taxonomy places the organism in Eukaryota, Metazoa, Mollusca, Bivalvia, Myida, Dreissenidae. The record is from RefSeq and is a predicted model, not a curated record.